CACUGGUGAUAAGUAAGUGUAAACUGUCUGAGAUUACGAAAUUCCAAGUACGCUUUUUUUUCGCUGUGGGGGUGGAUGGUUACGCGAAUGUUGUUUUGUGUCUGAAAUCUGGUGUGGGUAAAAAAAAGGGGGGGGGGGGUCCCCGAUGCAUACAAGUGGGUGUGGACUGACUUAGAAGGAGGAAACAAAAAGUCCACAUUUAUAGUCGAUUCCUUUUUCUGUCUGGGCUACGUCAGUUGCGCUCUUGUCCAUCCGGAGAACAAAAACACACACGAGCAACACACACACACACACACACACAUUUCCAGGGGACGCGUGGAGAGGAAAGAGAGAGAGAGAGAGAGGGAGGGAGGGAGAAACAGAGCAACGGGGACGUUGGCUUUCUCUUUGUACUGGAUAAAGAAGAGUUGACUGCCUUCCUUUUUUAUGUAAGCUGAGUGUUGUGUGCUGUAAAUAGGCCAAUAAGCCGGUUACUCCUUUGUACGUGGGAGCGAUUCUUCUACAGCUCGGACAACAAAGGCAGCUCUUCAUUUCAGCAGGAUAUUACACUACAUCUCGCUUAGAAGGACGAUAAUCGAGCGUCGAUCGCCUCGUGUUUGUCCACCCCCCCCUAACCCCCCCUCUUUUUGCACCUCCGGCCCGGGGGGUUGCAUCGGAUCUCUCUCGUCAACCCCUCCGCCGAACCGAGCGAGCAUGGCGGCCGUCACGAGCCCGGAGACGAGCCCUCAGCCCCGGGUGUAUUUCCAAACGCCGGCCGGCACCACGGAGGAGCCCGAGACCCCCGUUCGUAAGCAGGGACGCGUCACCGUCAAAUACGACCGCAAGGAACUGAGGAAAAGACUCAACUUGGAGGAGUGGAUCAUCGACCAGCUAACGGACCUCUACGACUGCGAGGAGGAGGCCAUCCCAGAACUUGAGAUCGAUGUGGAUGAACUGCUGGAUAUGCCCAGUGAUGUGGAGCGGGCCGCCAGGGUCAAGGACUUACUGGUGGACUGCUUUAAACCCACUGAGGAUUUCAUCUCAGAGCUCCUGGACAAGAUCCGAGGGAUGCAGAAGCUUUCCACACCUCAGAAAAAAUGAUGGCAUCUCCCUCCCUUCCAUCGUCCUUCGUUCAUCAGCCACCUCUCGUCUUCCUCGCACCCACCCUUCUCACCCGUUUUGUCACUCAAGUCAUCAAGUGCUGGAGUUUAAGGGAAGACUAGUCAUAUUUUACUCGGCAGGUCAGGGGUUUAGUCAUAAAGUUCAUCGUCUGCUUUGUUUUUGGAGGUCGUUUUUCUACGCAAGUCCUUGCAGAGUUUAGGGGUGAUCUUUAGUGUACACCACCAAUGCCUCCUUUUUACCGCAUUUACUGCAUUGAAAGACUGAUGAAGAAAAAAAUCUGCACUCUGACCAUCAACAAUUAUAAACGGUGUAUUUUUAGACCAGCGUCCAUCGAAAAAGAAAAGAAAAAGAUCGUACUGUAGAUGUGGCUAAAGUAGGUUUUCUUAAAUUCCAGUGUGUGUUUUUCUGCCCUCUAAUGUGCAGUGGGGUCGCGCAUAUUCUGGUUGCUAAAUGUUACAAUCAUCAUAGCACGUUUUCUUCAUUUGACAGGUUUUUUUUUCUGCUGUUCUUUAUGAGAAAGUUAAUUUUUAGUAGGGCGGCCCGGUAGUCCAGUGGUUAGCACGUGGGAUUCACAGUGCAGAGGUACCGGGUUCGAUUCCAGCUCUGGCCUCCCUGUGUGGAGUUUGCAUGUUCUCCCCGGGCCUGUGUGGGUUUUCUCCGGGUGCUCCGGUUUCCUCCCACAUUCCAAAAACAUGCGUGGCAGGCUGAUUGGGCGCUCUAAAUUGUCCCUAGGUGUGAGUGUGAGUGCGGAUGGUUGUUCGUCUCUGUGUGCCCUGCGAUUGGCUGGCAACCGGUUCAGGGUGUCCCCCGCCUACUGCCCGAAGACAGCUGGGAUAGGCUCCAGCAACCCCCGCGACCCUAGUGAGGAUCAAGCGGCUCAGAAGAUGAAUGAAUGAAUAAUUUUUAGUAAAGGACUGGUUCCUCUUUUAGUUGAUUUUUUUUUGGGGGGGGGCGGGUCACUCUGUCUUGCAGUCCCUCAACUAAGCUGCCUUGUUGUUUUUCUAAUUAUAAUACUCUCCUAUGUCACUCUUUAUUCCUUUUUCUUGCUGCUGCUCUUGCUCCCUUUCUGGCCAUUUUCAGCCCACUUCAUUCUUUUGUGCUCAGCUCGUUGCGGUCACGCAAAGGUGGGAAGUGUCACCAGAACUGUGUCAGGAUUUCAUGAUGUCAUCAAAGUCACCAAUCGCGUGACGGGUGUUAGCAAAGGUUCAAUUUUGAACACUUUGAAUACAACCCUUCACCCAUCCCAGUCAAAAUUGAGGACUGGAAAAGCAUGAAUCUGCACAGCUGUCUCUCAGCUGCGUUUCUAGCUGCAGCUGCCAGUUACAUCAGAGAAUGAGCCAUUUGUCUCGAAUCUCAUGCCCGUCCGGUCCAGAGAGUGAUCGGUGGUCAAUAGGAGAAGCACAAACGUUUUGCUGUGAUUCCUGUGACCAAUCGCCAGCACCUGUGGCGGCGGCAGCAGGACAACGCCAUCAUGUGUGCGCGCCGUCUCAUUCGUGUCCUCGCUCUCCUCCAUUUUCAUCCGCUUUUGCUUCUUUUCUUUAAGAAACAGAUGUUGCCUUAGGUAUUAUUUAUGUUACACAAACCAAAUAAAUGGAGGACUUUUUUUAAGGUGUAAAGUGUGUUACUGAGCUUUUUUUUAAAAAACGAUAUUCAUAUGUUUUGGCUUUUUUUAUUGUUAUUUUUAGAAGUGAGUGUUUAAUACUUAGGCCUUGAUACAGUGAUAUAGUUCUUGACAUUUACCAUUUGAAUACUGGUCUGUUUUUAAUGCGAUCAUGAAACGUCUUUCAUGCUAGGCCAUGGAUUUACACAAACAAAAAUCCAAUCAGAUGCUAAUUCCUUUGGCUGUCCUUGUGUCAUACCCAAACCGGCACUGUAUGCAGGAAACUUUAAGAUUGUACUACAAGAAGAGGCAAGGUCAACCAGAGUCACAUACCUUUUUAGACUGUUCUGAAUUUUUUUUUUUUACUGUUGGAGAAAAUUGCAAAAAAAAAAAAAUCAAUUUACUGAUUAUUGGCAUUGAGCCUAAAUACAAGAGCUAAACAGUGCAGAAAGAAGCAUGUGCUUUUUUUUGGACGAUUGAAUCAAGCCAACAAACAAAUGUAGCAAUAUCAACAACAGGAAUUGUUUUUGUCCACUUUUGUUACACUUUUAUGCAACUUUAAUAAAAACAUGUAAAAGUGAAA
Molecule: messenger RNA, 3284 nt
Organism: Hippocampus zosterae (dwarf seahorse)
Lineage: Eukaryota; Metazoa; Chordata; Actinopteri; Syngnathiformes; Syngnathidae
Gene: ppp1r14bb
Product: protein phosphatase 1, regulatory (inhibitor) subunit 14Bb
Exons: 4
Coding region: 694-1080 (128 amino acids)
Biological process (GO): innate immune response; regulation of phosphorylation
Cellular component (GO): cytoplasm
Molecular function (GO): protein serine/threonine phosphatase inhibitor activity
Source: RefSeq, a predicted model, not a curated record